AUGAGCUGCCGUAUCAUCAUAUGUCUUGUCUUUUUUGUCUUCACCUUUCAUUGUGCUGAAGGCCAGUUCCCUAGAGUUUGUACAUCCCUGACGAGUCUGAAAAAAAAGAAAUGUUGUCCAAUCCCAAAGGGCUUUAGUGCGCCAUGCGGUAAUGAUGGAAACAGAGGUACAUGCCAGGAAUUGGUCAUUCGUGAUUGGACCUUCAAGUACAGUCAUUACCAACCUUUCCAGAAAGAAGACGAUCGCCAUGACUGGCCUCAUGCUCUUUACCACAAAACAUGCAAAUGCAAUUCAAACUUUGCUGGAUAUGACUGUAGCAAGUGCGAGUUUGGCUACUAUGGCAAAGACUGUACGCAGAAAAAAACCCUGACUCGCAAAAAUUUCCUUACGUUGUCAGCCCAGGAGAAGGAUCAAUACAUGAGGUACAUCAACAUGUCCAGGUACUACAUAAGCGAUUAUGUGGUGACUUUAACUCCGUACGAAGAGAUCAACAAAACCGUCAUGGCCAACCGCGACCCAACAGCACUCUUUCACAACAUCAGCAACUAUGACUUGUUCGUGUGGAUGCACUACUAUGCUGCACGAGACACCAUAAAACCACAUAACAUCUCCUGGCAAGAUAUUGACUUUGCGCAUGAUGGGCAGGGGUUUCCCACCUGGCAUCGACUGUAUAUGUUGGCUUGGGAGAGAACCUUGCAGGAGAUUGGUAACGACGAAAACUUUGCUGUUCCUUAUUGGGACUGGACCGGAAGUAAAACACAAUGUGAUCCCGCUAUUUGUUCUGAAGAGCUUCUUGGUGUAACAAACCAAGCUGAUGGAACUGUGAAGGGCAAAUACUUUGACAACUGGUACGUUAUUUGCACCAGUGAACAAACCUAUUCCCUGACAAAGAUUUGUGACCCAACGAACAAGGAACCUGGUUUAAAACGGAGAACUGAGAAGGAAAAGGAAGACAAAGUAAGAAAUGAGGGAUAUACAAUGACAUUUCCGACAACAGAAGAAGUCAAUUUUGCACUCCGGUUUGAAACUUUUGACCUGCCACCCUAUGGCAAAGAGUCAAGCUGCAAUUUUAGAAACAUCCUGGAAGGCUACGUCAGUACAAACACCGGUUAUCGUUUGCCAAAUGUCCACACCUUACAUAACCAGGUUCACAUAGUCGUGGGUGGAGUCAUGGGGGAUGUACCUUCAGCGUCUAACGACCCUAUCUUUCCUCUUCAUCAUUCCUUUGUGGAUCGUAUUUAUGAGAAAUGGCUUCGCAAGUUCAACAAGGACGCUUCGGUUCUUUCAAGUUACGAUGCACCCAUCGGACACAACAAAGAUGACGUCAUUGUACCACUUUAUCCUGUGUAUACUCAUCAACAAAUGUUCAAGAAGUCUUUCGAGUUCGGUUAUGACUACGAGGAUGUCGACGGGAAUGGUAAGUAUACAUGAAGAAAUGACCUUCCUUUACUUUUUCGUUUAACUUGAAUGCGAUUUAGUGUAAUUGUAGUGAAGCCCUUUGAGUGAGAAUAAAUUUUAUGUCACUCUAACCCCGCUGUACGACACUCACCAUAAUUACGGACAGUUUUCUUUGUUCCUGCACGGCGAAAGCCAUUUUCUCUCUCAAUUCAAUCUUUUAAUACCUAUAGUCGUUAAUGUGGACAACGGACACUUUCGUCUUUCCAAGCAACAGAUAUCAAUUUCUCAUAUAUUAGGAGGGAGAAUCGAACAUUAAACAUGCAACUUAAUCAUCUGAGUCAGCUCUUUUGUUUUAACCCGACUUUACUUUUCCUAUGAUCAUCAUCAUCAUCAUUAUCAUCAUAUUCAUCAUCAAUACCGUGUUCGUUAUCAUUACUUAUUUUCUUCAGUUUUGCUGCAUAUUUUACUUUUAACAAAAUUGACAAUUUUAAGUUUUUCCCGAAUGUGUGCAAUAUUUGUUAUCUCGCGCUUAUUCAGGAUAACGUUAGAUUCAAAUAUACCUCUCUAGCUUAGUCUGCGUAGCAGGCGCCAAGUGCCUCCAAGCUCCUGCCACGCAGGCUAUUUUUUAGCUUCUAUGGUUUGAUUUAUCAAUUCAGACCAGUUGAUGUUCUCCCGGGAAUUUGCCUGUUCUUUCAAAUCCGUACAUACAUAUGCACGUGGAUGCACGCACAUAGGACGAAAUUGAAAGAGACAGUUCUCUGAAGUACCAUAAAGUGGCUUUAAAUGGGAAAACAAAAACAUACAAUCUAAAAAGGUCUAUUGUAAUCAUCAGAUGUAACAUCGAUCAGUGCCAAUCGUUUCAUGCAUCAUGCAUCAUUUAUUGUAACUUUAAAUCAUAAGAGUGUUUCACUUGUAAAUGAACUGAUCAGUGAUCGAGAUCCAUCGAAACAUGCCUUGAUCUCAAAAAUCAGUAGUUGUUCAUUUUUUGUGGAUUCUUAUCCCAAAUCUUUAAUAAUAUUUAUAUCGUCAGGCAAAUCUUCUGAUGAUGAGAAGAAAGUAGAACCAAUAUCCUUGGGAGAUUGUCCAAAGGAGUCUUCAGCAGUCCAUGCUGGGAUGCAGCUGUGUGGGUUGCUGUUGUCAUUGCUGCCAGUAUGGCAGUUAUUACUCGGUGACUGA
Messenger RNA from Porites lobata, 2574 nucleotides. The record is from the annotation of a GenBank genome assembly. NCBI's taxonomy places the organism in Eukaryota, Metazoa, Cnidaria, Anthozoa, Scleractinia, Poritidae.